Molecule: messenger RNA, 3170 nt
Organism: Chara braunii
Lineage: Eukaryota; Viridiplantae; Streptophyta; Charophyceae; Charales; Characeae
Source: the annotation of a GenBank genome assembly
GGCGCGGAAAUGAACACCAUCAGGGAAUAAGAGGCGAUGAUAUUAGGGAUGGAAAUUGACCGUGCGGAUCACGGCAUGCUGCAUGAUGCCAAUUGCAAGGCGGCUUUCCGUGGUACGACAUCGAACUUGAUCAUAGAGAUUGGGAAGGUACGAGCGAGGACCUCCUUUUUCGUCAUGCCAGACGUCGACCACUCCAUCCUCCUGGGAAGAUCGUUCCUGUGCCGCACGGAGAGCCUGAUCUUAAAUAAGCAUAAUGAAACGAUGAUCCUGCUCCUGUGCGAUCCGGCCUGUGGGAACUAUGAGGUCAUUACUUGCCGGAACACGGGUCUACGGAGUGGGAGAAACAAACCCAACCUUGGCUCGUUUACUUUCGAAGAAUCUAAGAACGAGCUGAGGAGGCUCUGGGAGGUGCCCGAGGAGGAAGAAGGGACCGAGGUGCUGACAUUAAGCUUUUCAGACGUCAAUAAGGCUAUGGAAGUGGUGGCCGCGCAUGACAUGGCAGACCUUGAAGCCAUCAAAGCGUUGAGGGAGCAGGUUUUUGAGAACCGUCAGGUCCGAAGCUUGCUGGAAGAGUACAACCUUACAGCAAGUGGCCUGAAGUCCAAGCAUUGUAUGAGGGAGGCGACCAUCGUAGGUUUUGUCUUUAAUGAGAAUGGCCGAAGGCCCGAUGUGAAGAAGACAGACAAAAUCAUGGAGUGGCCAAUACCCUUUCGCUCAAUAACGGACGUAAGGAGCUUCCUUGAUACUUGCGGAUUUUGGAGAAGCUUCGUGGAGAACUUUACCGCCAAGACGGAGCACUUAAGGAAGAUGGUACGUCAGGACCAGAAAUGGGUUUGGGGUGGAGAUCAGGAAGAGGCUGUGAAGAGGAUGAAGGCAAAAUUUAAGGAAGGGGAUCUGGUGUUGGGGGCGCCGAACUACGAGGUCACUGAGGAGAAGUUGUUCAUCAUUGAAACGGAUGUUGGACCUACUGCCUUGGGAGGAGUUUUGGUUCAGGCGGAUGCCGAAGGAAAGGAGAGACUGCUGUGGUUCGAGAGUCGUACUCUUAAUACGGCUGAGAGGAACUACUCUCAGUUUAAGAAGGAGACGCUGAUGAUGCUCCAUUGCCUAAGGAUCUUCCGGAAUUACGUCUUUGGCAGAAGGUUCAUAUUGAGGGUGGACCCUACUGCGCUUGCCAGUUCCCUGAAGAACUAUACCCAAUCUGACCCAACCGUCGCAAGGUGGUUGGCGUACAUUUGGAUAUUCAACUUCGAGCUGAACAGGAUUCCAGGGGACAAGAAUAGGGCAGACUGGUUGAGCCUCAUCAACUGGGAUGAGAUAGAUCAGGAAUCGAUAGAAGACACUCCACCAAUUGAUAGGUUCUUGGAUCAAGAAGAGGACGUCCGCCUUCAUAUAAACGAAUGGUCCCUGCGAGUACCUAGUUGUGUCGGUCACCCCAUAUGGUUAGCGCUUAAGGGGUACAAGCAAAAGGAGAAGCUGAUCCUCAAGCCCUUCCAAAAGGAGGAUCCGUGGGGAGGUAAAGAUUUCCACUGGAUGACGAAGCUGGCAUCGGCAGGCACACAUAACUUGGCGGAGGAAGUGAGGACGAUAGAGGAAGUCCCAACUCAGCCAACACGAUAUGAGCCGGCAGAAGAGUCAUCAGGCCCUGAGCCGGAGGCGGAGCCGCACGAGCCAGGGGAGCUGCAAACUGAGGAGGUUAUUACCGUUGGGGACGAUACCCCUCCUCCCACCCCAAUUCCGGAGCAGGUACGGCAGUACAGGCCUGAGGGAAUUCCUGAGCCGGAUAGCGAGGAGAUUCCAAUACUACCAUCGGAAACUAUUACACCGCCUUUGAAGCAAGCAGAGCCAGAGGAGCAAGAGGAGAUCGAGAGGGCUGGAACGCGAAUAGUUGCCGCCUUACAGCCAGCCGAGCAUGCGGCUGAGCAUAUGGAUACGGAGAUGCCGGCAUCCGAGGGGCUACCACCAAAGUUCCCACCGCCAAAGGAGGGAGGGAGUGCGGGAGUUCCGCUAGGAGAGGUCCGCGAGGCGCGAGUCGGGAGGCCAUCAGGAGAGACAGCUGAGGAAAAAUUUGUAAGGGUGCAGGCAUGCAUCGCAAAGAUUUAUGAGAAGAAGAUUAGGAUGGAGGCUGCAGGAGAGGCGCCAACACCGCCGAUCGAUCCCGGGACCAGUGAGCAGAGGAUUGGCGAGCCAUGGACGAGAUAUGAGGAUAUGAGGGAUGCCGCCUGCUUGAGGUCGCGAGAGGCAGGACGAGGAGACGAGAGGGUGGACGAGGCACGAGAGACUGGAGACUUGGGGUUUUUUGCCACCAGGAUGGCGAUUGAGCGCACGGACAAGAGGAUACUCCAAGCGGCGACCACAUAUUUCCAGCGUUACGCCAUGCUUAGCGAUGAGCUGGCGGCCUCAUGGCUGGGGGUGGAACAACUAUCUACUCAACUGGCGGAAGAGAAGGCGAAGAACCAAGCCUGGAGGUCGCAAAGGAGAGCCAGGGAAGCUGAAUGGGAAAGGAGGCUUCAAGACAUGGCUGCAGUUGUGGAGAGACUUUCGGCCACCAAGGUUGUCGAUUGGACAGAGCAGAGUCGAUAUGGUAUCCAGGGAGAGGAGGUGCGAGGACUCUUUGGCCAGGGAGGGAUGCCAGGGCCACCUGAGCAAGAGAGGAUGAAGAAGUUCUUCCUGGAUCCAGCGGAAGUGGAAGCAAGGCGGAAGGCCGAGGAGAAGAGUUUCAGCUUCAAGGCUCCCACAGAGUUAGCCUCGCAACAGGCUACCCCUAUGAUGAUUGAGAACCCUAUGGAGGGGCCAACACAGAGAUCCCAACCUCCACUAGAGGAAGGGGGCCCCGCAGAGGAGUCCCCUACGAUCCUUUUGGAGGUGCAGGGAGGUACCCUUACGGAGGCAGUGGCGACCGCUGAACCUGAGACAAUGGAGGAGGAAGCAUCACGGUUGAACGAGCUAGUGGCAGCCAUGGAGGUAGACAUACCGCUAGAGAGACCCCAGAGGCUGAAUACGCCUGAGUAUGGACCAAAGGGCGCGGGCGCACGAGGUGGUAUUCUGUUCCUGAGUAUGUUCUAUGAGUUGGACGUUGAGAACAUGAGUCCUUCUCGGAUGAGAGGGAUGAUGAGUUGAGUAUUUGUAUUGAGCCUUGAGGGGGAUAGUUUGCUCCCGAGUGUAUUUUGGCU